UUGGGAUCCCAAAAUUGUUUUGUCAUUCUGCCAUCGGAAAAUAACAACUGCUGCUGCAAAUAAAACUAGCAAUUCAUUGCAAAAUUUAAUUCCCAACUAAUUAAGAAAAUAAAUUUUACUAUGGCUUUCCUUGGAGUUGAACAAUUCCCCGAUUAUAAAGUGCCUGGUGCCCAACAUCAGGACUUUUCUCCUUAUGAAUCUAAUGGAGGAUCCAUUGUGGCCAUUGCUGGAGAUGAUUAUGUGGUAAUUGCUGCCGAUACGCGUCUGAGCAGUGGUUAUUCCAUACACACUCGCAAACAAAAUAAACUUUUCCAGCUGAGUCAAAAAACUGUAUUGGGCUCCACCGGUUGUUGGUGUGACACCUUGGCGUUGACAGCUUUGGUCAGGGCUCGUAUGCAAAUGUACGAACACACUCAUUUGAAGACUAUGUCCACGGAUGCAAUCGCUCAAAUGCUGUCAAUCAUCAUGUACAACAAACGUUUCUUCCCCUAUUAUGUGUCCAACGUCUUGGCCGGCUUGGACAAUGAAGGCAAGGGUGUUGUCUACUCGUACGAUCCCAUUGGCCACUGUGAACGCACCACAUAUAGAGCAGGAGGUUCCGCUGGUGCUCUGUUGCAGCCUGUAUUGGAUAAUCAAAUUGGUUUUAAGAACAUGGUUUUAGAGGGUGGUGAAAUUCCCAAAGUAUCUAAAGAGCGUGCUAUUGCCAUUGCUACAGACACAUUCAUUUCUGCGGCCGAACGUGAUAUUUACACCGGUGAUGCAGUUAUGAUUAACAUCAUUACCAAAGAUGGUACUGAAGUUAAGGAAGUUCCAUUGAGAAAGGAUUAGGCAAAUGUAGCGAUUUGUUUUAAGGAAAAAUUUUCUGUAAACUUUAGCUUUUGGAAGGUUUAUAAAAUAAACGAAAAUAAGUUUUGUAAA
Stomoxys calcitrans (stable fly) is the source of this 918-nucleotide messenger RNA. It is a transcript of the gene Prosbeta6, whose product is annotated as proteasome subunit beta type-1. NCBI's taxonomy places the organism in Eukaryota, Metazoa, Arthropoda, Insecta, Diptera, Muscidae. The coding region runs from base 121 to 828 and encodes 235 amino acids. Gene Ontology annotation, cellular component: proteasome core complex. The record is from RefSeq and is a predicted model, not a curated record. The transcript is spliced from 2 exons.